CUCAUCGACAUGGCGAGGAACAUGCAUGUCAUUUUCGUCGGGACGUCGAGCGGAGGCGGCCCGUCCCUAUCACGAAACUGCUCGAGCAUAGUCGCAGACCUCAUUGGCGAUGGGUCAUUGUGGAUGGUCGAUUGCGCGGAAGGGACUCUGCGACAAUUUCAGACGCAGCCCAGAGGAAACGAGUCUCGGUUGCGUGCCAUGAAGGUAACUAAGCUAUUCGUGACGCAUAUGCACGCGGACCAUGUCAUGGGCAUUGUCCCGUUCUUGCGGCAUGUCUUGCACCCCCCGCCCGUCGUGGGCAGUUCCGACACGAACUUGCCGCUGAGGAAACCACCUAGCAUUGAAAUAUACGGGCCCGCGGGCCUGCGCUCCUUUGUACGCAACGUCCUCUCCAUGACCUUCACCAGAACUGCAGACACCUAUGCCGUUCACGAACUGCUUACCGCCACCUGUGCGCGGACGCCAUGUGAUAGCGCUGCACUUCACCCUAGCGAGUCUUCCGGUUCGGAUCUCAUGUGCGGUGAAGAUGGAUUUUGGAGGCACAUUACGUCGGCGCGCGGUCGUUUGGGAGAUGUCGUCAUCGAUGCGGGCCCAAUUGUGCAUAGAGUCCCUUGUUUAGGCUAUAUCUUUCGGGAGCCGUCAUUCCCGCACCGCAAGCUUGCCUUGUUAGGCGAUACCUGCGACGCCUCCGCAAUCAUUCCGCUCCUGACAUCACCAUCGCCGUCCCUCCUCGUGCACGAGGCUACUGAUGCGUUUAUUCCCAGUGAGAUAGAUCCGCAGGCGAGGAGAUCUCGAGAAGAAGUUAAAGAAAAGGUAUUGGCGAGGGGCCACUCUACACCAGUUAUGGCAGGCCAGUUUGCCAAGCGGGUAGGUGCAGAGAGGCUGAUCCUUAACCACAUCGGGAGCAGGCAUGUUUUUUUAUUUAUUAUGAGGCAUCCCAAGAUUCGUUUGUUUGUGGGGACUGAUGGGUCAACAGAUUUCCUGCUCCUCGUCAGUAUCAAGGACAGGGGGACGCACGCUUUUCAGUGAUCGAUGAAAUUAGCCGCCAAGCGAGCGGGGCAUGGGGCAUGGGCCGUGCGGAAGUGGCAUUCGACUAUAUGAGAGUGACCAUCCCAGAACCUAGACCGGUAGUUGAAAUGAACAUGGGCGUACAAGGAGAACCACAAAUUAUCGAGGGGGGACGCAUGGAGCAAGAAUGGGGAGAUGGCGACGGUGGCCAAGGUACGAGAGGAGGGGGCCGUCGGGGAGGCGGUAAUGAUCGAAGAGCGGUGCGGGAUGGUUAUGUGAGGAGGGAACGCGGGGCGGAACGAGGAAGAUAUCAUAAUCGACGGAUGACAGACGGCACAGAUAACACUGGGAUGUCUCGCUAGUUCCGAAUCAUACAUGACGUGUCAGGUGGGACUUUGCGGUGCUCCCCUACCUCUAAAAGCACCGAAGGGGC
Molecule: messenger RNA, 1441 nt
Organism: Pisolithus orientalis
Lineage: Eukaryota; Fungi; Basidiomycota; Agaricomycetes; Boletales; Pisolithaceae
Product: beta-lactamase-like protein
Exons: 6
Coding region: 10-1029 (339 amino acids)
Cellular component (GO): nucleus
Molecular function (GO): 3'-tRNA processing endoribonuclease activity
Source: RefSeq, a predicted model, not a curated record